This is a messenger RNA of Hypomesus transpacificus, 3924 nucleotides long. RefSeq names its product zinc finger protein 628. The record is from RefSeq and is a predicted model, not a curated record. Gene Ontology annotation, molecular function: DNA-binding transcription factor activity, RNA polymerase II-specific; RNA polymerase II transcription regulatory region sequence-specific DNA binding. The coding region runs from base 461 to 3043 and encodes 860 amino acids. The transcript is spliced from 3 exons. Gene Ontology annotation, cellular component: nucleus. NCBI's taxonomy places the organism in Eukaryota, Metazoa, Chordata, Actinopteri, Osmeriformes, Osmeridae. Gene Ontology annotation, biological process: regulation of transcription by RNA polymerase II.
CAGAGGUAUCCAGUGGCAGUGGAGAGCAACGAUAGUGUUACCAAACAAGCGCUUGAUUUUUUAUUGUUGCCUGGUUCGAACACAAAGUUUUAUUCAGAUAACCAUCAAACGAGAAACAUAUGUUGAAUUGUCUGUGAAUCGACAGUGUAAAUAUCGUAAUAAUAUACAAUGUAGGCUAACCAUCAUCGUUUAUCGGACGCAUGCACUUCUGAUUUUCCAUGUGUGCCCACCAAAUGCAAGCUUGGUGGCUAUAUAUUAGCUGGGCGUUUGGAACAGUACCGUGUUUUUUGCAUGAGAGGUGAGAAAUGGCUGAUUGUAUCUAGUUAACACGGUUCGUUGAACAGCUAGCUAAGCAUUGAUUUAAGCCCACAGACUAACCUACAGACAUUUUUAUGCCACGCUGGUUUUUAUGGACCCCUCCCUAGUCAGCUAACGCAAGCACUGUUUUGCCGCAGCCACAAUGUCUUUAGAGUACACCAUCGACAUCCAACUGACAGAGCUAGGGUUUCCUGACAUAUUUGAAGCGGAAGAGACACCUGUCAAAGAAACACACGAUGCUACAUCGUCGAUUAAUGCCUCUACCUCACCGGAGCCUCCAGUAGAAAACCUUCCAACACCCAGUCCAUCUCCUCCUCGAACACCUGAGCCGAGUCAAACGAUCAGCGAAGAAGAAGCAGAGAAAGACGAUGGGGGAGAGGGAGAUGACGGACAGGGAAUUGUCAGAGAAGCUCAACAUAUAGAGACAGGUACAUUUAAUGCUGUAAAUGGACAAGAAGAGGAAAGUGGUGUGGAAACGGAGGACACUGAUGACAGUGGGGUCUCCGAAAGGGAAGAGGAGGACGAAGAUGAUGAUGAGGAUGAUGGGCCUCCCUCAGUGACAGAGUCAGGUGGUUCUUCUGAACACCACUGUGGAGUCUGUGACCAGGUCCUGUCCUCGGACUUCCAGCUCCGGGAACACAUGAACCUGCACACAGGAGAACGCCCGUACUGCUGUGCCGAAUGUGGCAAGCGCUUCUGCCAACUGGUAAACUACCGCUCUCACCUGCGAACACAUGCCCAGCCCAAAGCCCUGGCCGCCGACUGUUGCCGCAUCUGCCGCAAGACCUUCGAAUCGGUAAAGGCCCUCAAGCAGCACCUGAGCAACUCCCAUUUCGAACCCGAGUUCUACGAGUGCGACGUGUGCAAGCGCAUCUUCACCAACAGGUCCGGUUGUGAGGACCACAUCAAAUGGCACAAGGCGGUGAUGGGCAGCCACGUGUGUCCGACCUGCGGACGCCACUUCCACCUCGGCCGCUCGCUCAAGCGGCACAUGCAGAGGAAGUGUCGCAAAUGGAGCUACGUCUGCUGCGACUGCCCCUUGGUGUUCAAGAGCAAGAAUGCUCUCCUGAAGCACAGCUUCACCCACCUGGGCCUGCUGCCGUACACCUGCGUCCAGUGUCGCCGGCACUUCCGCCUGGCGCGGCACUACAACCAGCACAAGUGCGAGCCCGACCGCAUCCAGUGCGUGGCCUGUCUGGGAGUCUUCACCAGCCAGAACGACUUCGAAAGGCACAAGAAGGACACUGGCUGCUGGGGCCACCAGGGCUCUAAGGGGAGCGAGAUCCGCUGUAUGGAGUGCGGCGAGAGCUUCGCCAGCAUGGAGGAGCUGAAGAAUCAUGCGGGGGCUCAUCAGAGGGUCCUGACCUGCUUCGUUUGUGGCAAGGGCUUCCGAUCGUCUCUGCUUUUGAUGUCGCACAUGGGCGGUCACGCGAGCCAGAGGCCAUACCUGUGCCAGAAGUGUGGCGUGGGAUUUCCCCACCAACAAGACUACGACUGCCACCUCAAGAACUGCGGAAGCAUAGUCCUUCCAAUGAUGGCUCCAAAGAAACCUCAGACGACUACCCAAGCUGCUGCUACUGUGUCCCCUCCCCAGCAUGCCCUAAAGAUCGCCAUCCCUGUCCACAAACCUGGCCCGCAGGUUCCCAUCCCUGUGUACAAACGUGCCCCAACUGCAGUUCAUAAGCCUGUGCAGAACGUUCCUGCGUCACCGGCCCCAGUUCACGUUUACAAGCCAAUCAAAGCAAUGCCAACCGUUGUGGGAACCCCAAUCACCAUCCCAGCUGGAGUCUUAAACAGUGUCCCUACCCCGGGGCAGAAAGGGGAUGGGUUGUGGAAGCUCUCCCUGGAUAAGAAUCCUCCUCCUGGGGUGAAGUUAGUGGUGUUUGUCCCCACCAACAGCCGUCUGGCUUCCGGGCUGUCUGGCUCAUCCACCGGUCCCGAGACCCCAGCCUCUUCGGUCUGUCUGCCCAAGCCUCCUGUUAUGGUGCUCCCACCUGCUCCUAGAACUGGGCUGGGGGUGGAGCACACCUUCGACCCUGUGCCGAGUCCAUCACCCGGUGCAUAUCAGCACCCGGACGUCCCUCUCGAUUUGGUCAAAAAGCCCGGGGGGAACAAACAGGAGCCCAGUGAUAUUCAACCUCUCGAUCUGUCCAUGUCCUCCUCACCCAAGGCCACACUCCCCGGGCCUCCUCCUUUCACCCUCCUCCCACCCAUUAAGAGUGAAAGCAGAGACCCGGGGUCUUCAGUGGAGCCCACUGGUUCUGCUCUGGACCUGGUGCUGGUGAAGAAGGAGCCUCAGUGUCCGAGGCCCAGCAGUGGAGAGCAGAACCCCGACACGAGGGCCUCGAACGCGGGGACGGAGGAGCAGUCGGAGAAGGGGACAUGUGAUACGGAAGCACGGAACGGUAGGAGCCCCGUCCGUCGUCUGGCCGCGGUGAAAACGGCGGACCCAAAGUUCGAAGAAGACGGGCAUCCGACAGGUGAAGAGGGAGGGGUGGGUGAAUCAACUCUGUGUAAGGGUGAACCCCGGCCUUUCGAGCUGGCGCUACAGAGCAACUUGCAGCCAGUGGGAGGACCUUCGCCCACGACACGGCCCACAGUCUCCCCCUCCCCUCUCCUCUCACUCGGCCGCACAGCAGAGCACGUCCCCUUCGCAUUACGCUCUACUCCCUCGCCGCCGACAAAAAGAAUCAAGUUAGAGGAAAGUCAAGAGAAAUCUGAAUAAAUCUCCUCACAUUUGUAUAAGACUGCUUUUAGCUGCUGAGGGACACAAAUCACCCUAGACACUCCUGCGAAAGAAAACACUAUAUACUGCGUAUAGCGCUAUUGUAGUUGACACAACUUAUGCAAGUAAAAACUUUGACCCAAGGGUUUAUACUGAUCUUUUUCUUACUAUUAUUAUUAUUCGUAUUAUUGAAAACUCCAUUAGUGUACCUCCUUUUGUCUUGCAUAAUAUUCUGACUUUGAACACUGUAAAUAUAGACUCAAUAACAAUCAGUGUGCCUCGCUAUGGGAGUUGACACCAUCUAACUAUGGUUGUCGCAAGAGGAAUUGUGGAGGAGAUGCUGAAGCUAAUAUGGGACGCAUGUGCUGUCAACAGUGUCCUGCACUCAAUGUCGCAACCCUGCAUUCCAAAACAUUAGUAUUUCAAUGCAACUUGACUAUCACACUGUAGCUGGGAUCCUACAUGACAGCAAUAACGACCAGCACAUGGAACAACACGUUCCAUACAGUGUGCUUGGCCUACUGUUUACAUUGUCUUGUGUGAUCAGAUAACUUUGUUUUUAAUGAAUGUUUCUUGUUUAGCCAAUCCUCUGUGAAAAAAAUAAUAUUCUGUUUAAUUCCAUCCAGUCAACUGCUGUACAGGACAUUUGAUCUCUUUUUGUUUAGAAAGUGUUACGGUUUGGAGGAUUCAGUGUAUGCUGUAAGUGUAGGUGUUAUUCAAGACUGUUAGUUUUCUUAAAAAUGUUGCUCAUUAUGAAUGUCCAUUGAGGUUGAGUAUUUUUUGCACUGUAUGUGUAUGUAUGUAUUCUGACUUGAUGAUAAAGAUGACAUGUUACGAUGAAGGCGAGUCAGUGAUGAAUGUACUGUAACUUUAAUAAAAUA